GCCAGGGCUGCGGCUGAGUUUGGGGGCUGGUGAUGCUGCAGCUGGGCCGGUUUGUCAGGCUUGGGCGGAGGCCAAGUGAUGGCGAACGUGCGGGUGGCCGUGAGGGUCCGGCCCCUCAGCAAGAGAGAAACCAAAGAAGGAGGAAGAAUUAUUGUGGAAGUUGAUGGCAAACUGGCAAAAAUCAGGAAUUUAAAGGUGGACAGUCGAUCAGAUGGCUUUGGCGACUCCCGGGAGAAGGUUGUGGCGUUCGGCUUUGAUUACUGCUACUGGUCAGUCAACCCAGAGGACCCCCAGUAUGCAUCUCAGGAAGUGGUGUUCCAGGAUUUGGGGACGGAAGUACUGUCUGGAGCUGCUGAAGGCUAUAACAUAUGCCUUUUUGCCUAUGGGCAGACAGGCUCUGGGAAGACAUACACCAUGCUGGGGACCCCAGCCUCUGUUGGGCUGACGCCGCGGAUAUGUGAGGGUCUCUUUGUCAGGGAGGAAGACUAUGCCCCACUGCCUUCUUCCCGUAGGAUAAAAGUAAGUUUUCUGGAAAUCUAUAACGAACGAGUGAGGGAUCUGCUGAAGCAGUCUGAUCAAAAAAAGUCUUAUACCCUGCGGGUCAGGGAGCACCCAGAGAUGGGGCCCUAUGUACAAGGUUUAUCUCAACAUGUAGUUACCAACUAUAAGCAAGUAAUUCAACUCUUGGAGGAGGGAAUAGCAAACAGAAUCACAGCAGCCACCCAUGUUCAUGAGGCCAGCAGCAGAUCCCAUGCCAUCUUCACUAUCCACUACACUCAGGCAGUUCUGGAGAACAACCUCCCCUCUGAAAUCUCCAGCAAGAUCAACCUUGUGGACCUAGCAGGCAGUGAAAGAGCCGACCCCAGUUACUGUAAGGACCGGAUUACGGAAGGAGCCAAUAUCAACAAGUCCCUUGUGACUCUAGGAAUCGUCAUCUCCACCUUAGCCCAGAACUCUCAAGUUUUCAGCAGCUGCCAGAGCCUCAACAGUGUGACCAGCACCGGUGGUGAUGGCGGGAUCCCUGGCUCUCCUGGGACCAGUGGUGGAGGGGGCCCCUCCCGGAGGCAGUCUUACAUCCCAUACCGGGACUCCGUGUUGACCUGGCUGCUGAAGGACAGCCUUGGAGGCAACUCCAAAACCAUCAUGGUUGCCACCGUGUCUCCUGCACACACUAGCUACAGUGAGACCAUGAGCACGCUGAGGUAUGCCUCCAACGCCAAGAACAUCAUCAACAAGCCACGGGUAAAUGAGGAUGCAAAUGUAAAGUUGAUCCGAGAGCUCAGGGAAGAGAUUAGAAGACUGAAAGCCUUGCUGCUGAGCUUCGAACUGAGAAACUUCAAUGAGGAGAAGGACAGAAACCUGCAGGAGCUGGUCCUCCAGAAUGAAUCAAAGAUAGACUGGCUGACCCAAGACUGGGCCCAGAAGUGGGAUGAGUGGAAGGCCCUGGUGGAGCAUUACAGAGUGGACAUCAACAAGGGGAGGGCUGGCGUUGUCAUUGACUCCAGCCUGCCACACCUGAUGGCCUUGGAGGAGGAUGUGCUCAGCACAGGCGUCGUGCUCUAUCACCUCAAGGAGGGGACAACAAAAAUAGGAAGGAUUGACUCAGAACAGGAACAGGACAUUGUCUUACAGGGUCAGUGGAUUGAGAGAGACCACUGCACCAUCACCAGUGCCUGUGGGGUCGUCGUUCUGCGGCCUGCCCAGGGGGCCCGCUGCACAGUCAACGGCCGGGAGGUCACUGCCUCCUGCCGUCUGACCCAAGGAGCGGUCAUAACCCUGGGGAAAGCACAGACGUUCCGGUUCAGCCACCCAGCAGAGGCCGCUGUCCUUCGGCAGAGAAGGCAGGUUGGUGAGGCUGUUGGUGGCAGUGGCUCUUUGGAGUGGCUGAACCUGGAUGGAGAUGUCACUGCCUCCAGGUUGGGUCUCUGCCCUUCGCUUUGGAAAAAAAGGAGAGAGCUGCGGGAGCAGAGUGGCGAGGACCACCGGCUACCCAGGACCAGAGAGACGCCGCCCGGGACCAAGGCUCAGCGGCGGCAGCAGCAGCAGCAGCAGCAGCAGCAGCAGCAGCAGCAGUGCUACGUGGGGGAUUCGAGGCAGCAAAUCCUAGCGGGACACAUCAGAGCCAAGCGGGACCUGGAAUUCGACCAGACACACGUCACCUGGCAGAUUAAAGACAACCAGCAGUGGCAGCUCAGAGAAGAGACCUGGCUGGCCAGCUCGCUGCAGCAGCAACAGAAAGACUGUGUGGCAGAGAAAGAACUUGAGGCCUCUUUGCCAAUUGAUUCUUGGCUUCAGACAGAUCCCGUGACUCAACCGUCCCCUCUGGCCCGAAGCCAGAAGAGGGCGGUGCCACGUCAGCUCCUGCGGAGACCAGCUCUUCGUGCAGUGGAGCGGAAUAUCCGGCGAAAAAAGGUCUGGUUCCAGCUAGAGAGAAUCAUCAAGAAGCAGAAGCUGCUGGAGGCCCACAGGAGACUGGAGCACCUCAAGGCAUUGUGCUGGCUCCAGGAUGACUGUCCCCAGGAGUCUCCACACCAGGCCCCCAGCUCUGAUGCCAGGGUCCCAGGCCCUCAAUGUGGAAGCAAAUCGACAAGUUGCAGCUCUUUGAGCCUCCGAAGGCUCUGCCUCCGGUACUUGCCCCAGCUCCACAGUGUUUUCCUGAAUCAGGAUGCCUCCGCCACACUAUCUCCUAUGCCUGGCUCUACCGAUCAAACAUCAGAGAAGACCCAGUCAGAAGAGUAUUUGCCCCAGGCUGCUUCUUACCCUCCAAGGACAGGGCGGUUCGGCAGGAACGUUCUCUGUUCCUCAGGUGAGGGACAGCUCCGCACAGCCAGGGAGGCCUGGGCCAGGAGGAGAGCCGCGGCACCAGGCUUCACAAUGAGCUCUGGGUCGUCCAGCACCCAGGAGAGAGUGGGUGAGCAGCCCCACUGGAUGGUGCCCCAGGGCUUAGCAUGUGUGGGCCCACUGGCUCACAAGCUGAAGCCAAGGGAUGAUCCAGAGGCCCUCACCCCUUCCACCCAGACCAGGAGGGCUAAGGGACUGUCAGACUCUGGCCACGGACCAGCAAGGUGGCAAAAAGAAGGGGAUCUUGAGACCCACAAGGCUGCUAAAGGAGCCAAUUGCAGUUCCUCGCAUUCCCAUGGACCUGAACAGGUAGCUGGGCGUGGAAAGGCAGCCAAGACUUUUUGGGCAGAAUCCAAACCACUUUCUCCAAGUAGGGCAUCAAAAGGGCAACAGAGGGUGCCAGCAGCCAGGGUCAGAGACAUUAUCAAAAAGUCCUCUCGUUUGCCCUGUGGCAGCCCUUUGAAGAGGCAGCACAGGGCAGGUGACCCAGACUCCAUGGCCUCACUCACUGAUUCCAGACCAGCAACGGAUCACACAACAGAAAAAGAUGGGGAUUUGUCGGAUGCAGACAGCAGUUACUCAGUGGAUUCUCUCUCCUGUGUCUAUGCCAAAGCCCCACUGGAGCCGCUGGAGCCAGGGCCCCGCCAGGGGAAGGAGCGGGACCUCCCAGAGCCAGAGAACACUGAAAGUGACAACAGCCAAAUAUCUGAGGACUCUCUGGCUGAGGAGGGACACCAAAGCCCCCAGGACAGCCCAGGGGGCAGUUAUCUCACCGGUGGCCUUGGCCACCACAGGGCCAGAGCUACAGCCUCUGUGAGGGGCUUCACCACAUCCUCAGACAGUGGACCAUCGGCCCUGGCUCACAGGCGCUUUUCGCUGGACAGCCUGAUUGACACUGAGGAAGAACUGGAGGAAGAUCGGCAAGAAGAGCGUUUCUUCACUUCAGCUGAUGAGAUGCCCACAGAGACUUUUUGGCACCUGCAGACCUCCAGCCUGCCCGUAGUGGUCCAGGAGGCAGUGUGCAGGCCUGAUCCCAUCACCCAGAGAGCAGGAGACAGGCGGGAUGCCAUCCUGCCAAUGAGCAGUUCCUUUUGCCUUGAUUCCCAGCCCCAGCCCCACUGUGAGUGGCCUGAGUCAAAGGUUGAGGCAAGCUCCUCUGAGCAAGCCAACACUCUGCCGGGCACGCAAGUUUCAAGAGGGAGCCCGCUGUUGUCCCUGGAUUCCUGGUUUUCCUGUGACUCUAAGGUCAACCCCAGCAGCCCCUUAGGAAUAGUAGGUUCUUUAUGUCCAAGUCCCAAUGUCCAGGAAUUUCAGGCCUGUGGUCGGGAGAGGCCUGGGUGCUGGCCAAGGAUGGAAGGACUAGAGCCAUCAGGGGCAGAAGCCGUCCUGCCCUACACCUCCACACUGCCCCCAGGCGGUGCUGAGCUGCCCUGCAGUGUAAGAGCUGUGUACACAAUUCCUGCUUCUGACACAUCCAGGCUAUCACUCUGGGGGUCCUACAGGCUGCUUCAGCCAGGAGCUGAUGGCACCUUUCAGACCACAGGUGUCCCUGGCACAGCCCAGCAGGGCAACUCUGAGACAUCCAACAGCUCUCGUGUGUCAAGUGCGCUGGCUGCCUCUGCAGUCUCACUGACUCACGUAGGCAGUGGCUGUGAGAGGGACUGGGCUGCCGUUCAGCAAAAGUACCUCCUUGAGCUACCUCAUCCUGUUUUGGAGGCCACAGGACAGCCCAGGCCAGCUCUCACCUCCCUUGAGGAAGACGCUGUUUCCCUGGCCCAAGCUUCUGGCAAAGGAGCAGACAGUCUAUUGGCAGUUGGUUCUGGGGUACCUAGCAGUUUGAAUUUCCACAGCUUUCCUAUCCCUGUAUCCAAAAGUAGGCAUUUGAAGUCAGAGAAAGAACUUGUCAGUCUGAGUGUCGAGUUGGAAGGUACUUCAGAUUUCUGUACAGCUAGUGAGAAAGAGGUGAGUUAUAGCGGAAAUUAUUCAGCAGACAUAGAAUCACUGACUUCUGGAACUGCAAAUGCACAGGUCUUUGCAGUGGAAAACAAGGGAGCAAACUGCAUAAUAGAAGCAGGAUCAGUCGAACAGAACAGCUUGGAGGAGUCCUCUCAGAGUGGCGGGAGGAAGCCCGGAUUGAGGACUUCCUCCGAUGAACAGUUCUUCCUGGAGAACCCUUGUAGUAAUGUCACCAGAGCCACCAAAGAAGACCAUUGGCCCCAUGGCUGGGCUCCUCUCAGGAAGAACAGUGUAGGCCAGGCAGGCCAGUUGAAUCACAACAGCCACCAGCCCCAACAGGAUGAGGAGGCAGACUGCCAGGAGAGCUGCAAGGAGGAGGUUGGAAGACACACCAACCUUUCCUUUGCCUUUCCAUCGGGUCCAGAGCCGCACCUCCAUUCCGCUCCUUGGAGCUCAUUCCCAUCUCCCCUGCAGCCGCCUCCCUUGGAGACAUUCUAUGUGACCAAAAGCCGGGAUGCCCUGACAGAAACUGCCUUAGAGAUCCCAGCUUGCAGAGAAGGGAGACUGCCUUCCCCACCCCCCAGGGAAGCCUGGGGCUUUGGCCAUGACUACCAGGUCCUCCAGAAUGUUUAUUUGAAGAAUAAUUUAUCAGUGCCAUUUCAAAAACAGCAUUCCAAGAUGAUCUCGUCUCAGCAGGUCACAGUAGAGAGCCCAGCUGACCUGAACACCAAGGAAGUUAGUGGAGAAAUGUGGACAUGUCCUGGAAAUGUUAAAGAAAAAAGCCAUAAUUCGGUGUAUUUUUUUGUUGCUCAAAACAGACAUUUUCUUACAUCUGCCAGCACAAAACUAUGUGAUUAUGAAAGUCAAGUUGGAAAUGUAAAUAAAUACAGUCUUCCAGCACUCAAGGAGGAAGGGAAGGCCACUAUACAGUCCCAUUGCAAUCUCUCCUCAGACAGCGCUGGGUCUGGGGCGCCUCUUCCUGUUGGUGCAUCUGAGGCAGGUGGGGAAGAGGAGCGGGGUCAGAAUGCCAUCCUCAGACAGACCUUGGCCUCCGAUAUGAGCAGGUGGUUCCCUUCUGGGGCCGGGUCUGAUCUCUAUAAAACCACCUCUCUCCAUCCCAAAGACAAUGCAGAAGAGCGUGAGCUUCCAUGGACAGCAUCUGCAUGUGAAAGAUUCCAGUCAGUGAGAUACUCGCAGGAAAGAAACCUCGCUGAAUGCAAGGACCCUGGAAAGUCAAAUCCCAAAGAACCACCUUCUGGAAAGAAACGGAAUGAAAGAGUUAAUAAUGCCGAUGAAAUGGCGAGGCUAAUAAAGAGUGUAAUGCAGCUAGAAAAUGAUAUCUUGGAAAUCGAAUCCAAGCAGAAUAAGCAGCUAUAUGCUUCUCACACUCUGGGAGUCAGUAAUGACCUUGUGUUCCAGGAGCAGGAGAUGGCUGACCGUGUCCUGGGGCCAGGCAGCUCUAGAAACCGCUUGUCCUUCAAGGAUCAGCCGUCUUCUCCCAAACAGACAGAUGAUGCUAUCCUUAGGGGUGGGGAAGCCGGAGAGAUGAAGGCUAACAGUAGCAGUGGGGAAGAUGCCCAGGUUCAGAAAGUCACCCUGAGUUCCUUCAAGUCAAGAGAAUGGGCGCAAGACAUGAGGUUUGUGAGAGAGCACAGCCCCCUGGCUACAUCAGACACGUCUGCCAGGGACACUUGUGAGUAUUUAGGGACAUGCACAACUCACAGUGAGUGCGCCAGAACUUCUGUUAGUCCAUGGAGAAUGAAGGCAUUGGCUAGAGCUGCACCAUUGCCAGCCAGGCCCGAGUGGUCUUCUGCAAAGGAAAGCGAGGUGGUGCAUGCAUCAGCAAGCCCCAGGGGGCAGCCCUGUGACUUGGAAAGUCUGGAGGAGUCAGAGACUGUGAAAGGUUUUCAGGAAAGCCAACUUGCCAAAUACAUCAGUAGUUUUGACCCAGAGGGGCCCAAAGUUCAAGGAAGAGUUAAAGAAAUGACUAUGCAAAGAAGAGAGAGCCUAGGAGAGGAAUACAGAAUGGUCUCACCAGCUGAGAAAUUUCUUGGUCCAAGCCAACGUUGUAUGGGCACAUUUUUCAGCCAGGAGACCGGCCCAUUGCUGAGCUGGCCAUGUUCCUCUACAGCCUCUCACCAAGACCUGAGUAAUACCUUGCCCUUAAAUUCCCCAAGACUGCCAAGAAGCUAUCUUCACGCACCUGGUGCUAUAGGCAUCUCUUCAGUUGACUACGUGCUGGAUCCUACAGUGUUGAAAAUGCCUAGCAGUCCCUGGGGAACUGAAGCUGGGUGUCAGGGCCAGUGUGGCGAGCCCAGAAGCCGCAGCCCUCAGGGAACCGUCCGAGGGAACCCCUCCAGGGCACACACUGCUGGGUGUGGGUCUGCAGGCUUCACGGCCAUGGGAUCUUGGGAUCACUCCAGUGCAUGGGAGAGCAUUUUGGUGGGGGCUGAGGGCAGGAGAUUAGCAAGCCCCAGUCCCCAAGACCAAGGAUGGGGCCCCAGAAGUACCUCGAUGGGCUUGAGUGCCAGGGUGGGUUCUGCUGCUGAAGCCGAGGCAGCUGUACAAAAAGGAACAGAAAGAGCCAGUUUCCCAAACAGGGUCUCCAGCCCACUUGAAAAGAGGGCCACCUGUCCCUUAGAGGAAGGUAACGACCGAGGCUGGGAGGUAAGGCAGAAGGCAGAGAAGAAGGCCGAGGACCUUAGUCCUAACAGUGCUACUGUCUUAGCACCUGUGUCCCCCGGGCCGCACCUGGAGCCCUGUGCCCAUACGUCCAUGGGCCCAGCUGUGUUGGAGGAGAUCAGAGAGAUGGGGGCCCAUGGAAAGCAGCUUCUUGACUUGGUGGCUGAGGGCACAGUCCUUCCUCACUGUGAGACUUUAUUAGAACCUGAAUGUUCUUCAAGGGCCCCUAGCAGGCCUCGGUGUGAACAAAUGAACCAGCCAGUGUCAGACAGGACCAGGAAUGACAGCAAAGCACAGGGACUUCAUGGGGCAUCUCCCUGUGUGGGACCAGGACACCUGUGGACUGAUGAGAAGAAGGUCCUGAAGACCACACCCCUCUCUGCAGACAGCUUUCAGCCUCUGCCCAACACUGACAUUAACGCAGGGCCCUGGCGGCCCUCACAGGCUUUCCCCCCGGCUGACCCUGCUCUAGGCCGUCAUUCUGGAGAACCGAGACAUUUCCUGAGUGCAGGCGAGCAGCUUAUUUGUUACUCUGGCCCUUUCGAAACCACAGAGGAAAAGAAAGCAGCAACUGGGAUAUCUUCUGUUGAUCCUGUAGGCUCAGACAGUCUUCCUUCUUCAACAGCUUUAGAGAAGGACAGGAGGGUAGUACCAGAGAAAGUAAUGGCUACCUUAUCUUUUCAGGACCCUUCUGAAGGUCCUGGAGUGAUUGGGCCAGGGCAAAGUCAGUCAGUUCCCCGGGAGGCUGCAGAGGGUGCGCCCCCUGGCAGUCAGGAGAGCAGCCAGGCACACCGGGAACCUAGAACUCUGGACCCCACCUAUGGAGGAGGUUCAGGUAACUGCAUGGUGGUUGCACAGGGCAGAAAAGCAACCUGUUCUGAGAGUCAGCUUGUGCUCUGUGAUGUUCAGAACUCUGCCAGUCUCCCGGGGCCUAACCAAGACCAUGCCCAAGACCUCGAGGCUUCCAAGGUCUCAGAAAAAGGAAGCACAAAUCCCAAACAAAGUACAGUCCUGGCUGGAGUCCUGAGAAGGGUGGACCUGGAAGCCCCCUCGCAGCAGUGUGUGAGGAAGGGGAGUGUUGGUUCUGGGCCUGGCAGCAAACAUCCCAGUCCAACUCCACUGCCAGAUCAAAGACCUGGCCCAGACCCUGGGGGAGUUAGGGAGGAGGCACUGUGCAGGUGUCCACAGGAAACUUCAGACUGUGCUGUCUUCUCAGGGAUCACUGAAGGUAGGACUCUCAGCCCAUCUGGGGAGCAAGGAGACAGCAGAACUCUUCCUUGCCAACAGCUGUGUAACUCUCAACCUGUUGCCUCUCAUGCCUGCUCCUCCCCGUCUGUGGCCGCAGCACAGACUCUCCACCCACCCUGCAUAGUGCCUUCCAGAGCCUGUGGAAUGGAUGAGAGAGGAGAGAGCUAUUGCAGCGAACCUGAUGUGUUCUUGGCUCAUGGCCUUGAGCCCGAAGGCCUUCAUUUGGAAGCUGGGCCAACAGGCAGCAGCACUCUGGAGCCCUCUGCUGCUGCUGUUUUAUCUCUGGCUCAAGGCUGCAGCUCCCCUUCUGCCCCUGCUAUGAGGACAAGUUCCCUCAGCUACUCAGUUGCUGGGGGGGAUCCUGAAAAAAAGGUUGCUGAGAAGAAAGCCAGUACAGAGCCCAAGGCUGCCCCUUUUCUUAAAGGUGUAUGCUCGGAGCCACUGAGGAAGUUUCAGGAUAGCUCAGUAGGUGGCCAGAAUGCACAGGAGUUUCAAACCGAGCCAGAACUACCCACAACAACCAGGGGACAGCGCACCCUGAAUUUAAGUGAAGAGCCUGUUGAGAGUGAGCUGCUGGUGGAACCACAACAUGGACAUUUAGAAAAUGCCGUUAGAUGCCUUCCAGAAAAGCCACAACUUUCCACUGAGUCCAAGGAUCACGGUGGCUUGGAUCCCCAAGACAAGUUUGGAGUGAAGUUAAACCCCAUCUCCAGUCCCCAGGUUGGCAGUCCCUGGGAGGAGGAAAAGCAGGAGAGAGAGCAGGCUUCAGGUGGUGGUGAAGACCCCGCCCAGGGCACGCAUCCCUCACGUUCCAAUGAAGGCGGCUUGGAUGGCUGUCGGAUUAGAGAUGCAUGUGGAGGGGAGGGGGCUGCGGCCAAGACCCCUGUGUCCAAGACAUUCUCAUCAGGCUUUAAUGACUCAGCCAGUGUCCCUUUGGGGCCUGUGGCCCAGAGCCCUGGCCAGUCCUCUUCGGGCAGGGAGCAGCCGGCUCCCCACCACAAGCCCUCGCUUCCUGUGAUUGCCAUCGUCUCUGGCCCCAGACACUCCAGGUCCUCCCCAAGACCACACUUCUCUGUAGUCAGCUCUUCCUUAUCUCUUCAGGAGCUGAACUUGAGUGUGGAGCCUCCUUCCCCCACAGAUGAAGAGACCCAGGAGCCUAACAAAUUGUGGAACUCACGCUCCAGGGACCACUCCUCAGAAAAGUCAGCAGUGGGAGCAUCUCUGAAGGCUGAGGGCUCAUCUAACUUGGAUGGUAGCUCUGUUGAUUACCGGCCCCUUCAACCUGCCAGCCCUCCUUACCCAUCAUCUUUAGCUCCCCCGUGCGUGCCAGCCCCCGAUUUUAUGACCCAUUGGAUGUCUGGUACAGAGGAGCAGGCCCGGCAGGGAAAGGCAGAGAGCCUGGGUGGCCAGGCCAGGCCAGAGAAGCGGAUCCCCGAGGCAGACACAGGAGUACCAUGCUUUGGCUCCAGUGACAUCAGUCCCCAUGUUCUGUGCUGCCAUCCAGAGGGCCCUGCGUGCAUUGGCUGGAGGCAGUCUGUGUUUGGCAGUGCAGUCGAUGUGUCCUGUAGCCAGACAUCCCAGGGCUUGGUACCAUCAACAAUGUCCCAGUGCUCCAGCAUGGACCAUGGCCUAGAGGACCAGCACUCGUUCCACUCCCACCUCAGCAUCUAUGCCAAUGCCCGGGGCCUGGCAAGCCGUUGUAGCAGCACUGAAAAUGCCCAAGGUUCACAUGAGGCCUGGGAAGUAUGGGACUCCUCACUGGCCUUGGGGAACCCUCAUAUCCUGACGGACCCUGAAGGAGCAGCCCCCGAUAAGGGUCCUAACAAGAGAGUCCUGUUCCCGGGCACCCCUGCUGAAGCAGGCUAUGUGAGGAGUGAUCCACCCUGGGCUGAAGGAGGUGCCACAGGUCCAGUGGGUGAGAUUGUGCUGCUGUACUCAUCAGAGGUGGGCAGCCCUGUGGGACAGUCCAGGAUGAACACCUUGGAGCAGGGCACACAGACCCUGGCCUGCAGCCACACUGACAUCUCCGCUCAUUCAGAAGCCAGCUCCUCGCCAGUCUCUGAUCUGGCCUCUUGGACCAGUAUGCACAACCUGUCUCUCCACCUCUCGCAGCUCCUGCACAGCACCUCAGAGCUGCUGGGGAGUCUCUCCCAGCCAAGUGUGAUUGAAAUGGAGCGAAACACUCAGAGGGAGACUCCAGAAGAGGCACCCCAGACCCUUAUGAUGGAUGGCUGUACUCAGACCACCAUGGACAAGGGCAUCCAGACUGACCUGGCCUCCCCACCUCUGCACCUCCAGGCCCCAGAGGUCAGCCCUCCAGAGGUCGGUGUGGUCCUUGAAAUGCCGGGCUCAGAUGUCUCCACUAUGUCUCGAGAAAAGGGACAUGUCCCAGAGACACUUCAGAAGAGCGAGGCAGAGGAGACAGCAUGGGAAACGGCAGGACCCCCAGAUCUUCGUGAGGAAAGCACCCAUGGCAGGCUGCAGAGCCCUCCAGCACCCUCCUGCCAUCAGGGGUUUCAGAAGGCUCCCUCUGGGCAGAACCUCCCUUCUGUGAGCCCUCAGGCUUCUCCUGAUGCCUCUCUGCCUCCCGGCUCCCAGCCAGAGGAGCCCUCCAUCCUGGCUGGCAGCAGCCCUAACCUUAGCAACUCUCACUCCCCAGGACCCAGCCCCAGUGCUGCAGAGUCUGUUGGGGAGCCUAGGGCCCAGAAGGAGCUGUGCCCCAUGGGUGCCUUGUUGGUGGACAGGGCCUCCUCCCCAAUCCUCACACUCAGUGCUAGCACUCAAGGGCUGGGGCUCCCCCUAGGUUCUUUGUCUCUCUCGGCCCCCUCAGCACACCCUCUUGGUCACCAGAAGCUAGUCUCCAGCCCAGACCUUCCCCUGGAUGCCCCCAGGCCUCCGAUGGACAGUUAUUCUCAAACCAUUGAUGAGUCAGGUGGUGCCCAGAGUGUGGGGCUUCGGUAUGGAGAAGACAGAAGUUCCUUAGAAAGGAAUGGGGGCAGGCCCAUCCUUGAGGCAAGCUCCCCAGGCAGCCUACAGCACAGCUCGAAAAUCCAAGUUCACUUCUUAGAGCGGCCGAAUCAGCAGCUUCAGCCCCGGACCACUGCCUGGGUCCAGAGCAGAAUGCUGCUGCUGCCACUCAAGGUCAGGAGUCAGAGGCCGGCUCCGAGCUUUGUCCCAGAGGACGUGGCUUCCCUGGAGCGUGGCCCACUUAGUAGCACAGGGCUGAAAAAAUGGCAGAGGACAGAAAAUGAGGAUAAGAGUUCAGCAUCUCCAGGGGAGCCACAGCCCGCCCGAGACAGCCCCUCUUCGUGGGGAGGCCCCCAGCACCUCAGCCCCUGCACUGUCCAGGGUUCUGCCUCAGGCCCAGCUGAGGCCUGCCAACCUUUGGGGCUGCCGCGCCCCAGUUCCCAGAAGUGCGUGACACCUGAGCCCCAGCAUCACAGCCUGAGGGACCUCCCAGUGCAUAACAAAUUCAGUAACUGGUGCGGGGUUCAGGAGGGCUCUCCUGGGGAGCGAGGGGUAGUGGAGAUGCUGGGGUCCAGACAGGAUCUCGGCUGUGGAGAGCGGGGACAGAACCCCUCCCAGCAUCGCGUCGACCAGAGCCAGGACCCUGAGCGGGCCCAGGGGGAGCAGAUCCCCCUGCAAGUUGGGUCCCAGAACCUCUCACUCAGCGUGGAACUCACAGAAGCGAAACUGCACCGAGGCUUUGGGGAGUCGGACGCCCUGCUCCGGGUGCUGCAGACCGGGACGGGGGAAGCACUCGCUGCCGAGGACCCUACACCGUCCACCUGGGGGGAGAUCUACGCCCGGCAAAAACAAACCAUUGAGACCCUCCGGAGACAGCGGGCUGAGCGACUUCAGAACUUCCGCCGGGCGCGAAGCCUCAGCCCCCAGAAACAACUGAGCCUUCAGCCUAACAGGGAUCUCCCAACCCGUGACCUUGACUUACCCAGCAGGCGCCGAGAAUACCUGCAGCAGCUGAGGAAGGAUGUUGUGGAGACCACCAGGAGCCCAGGGUCAGCAUCGAGGUCUGCUCAGCCACCCUCUGACAUAGAGCUGAUGCUACGAGAAUACCAGCGGGCUCGUGAGGAGGCCAGGGUGGAGAUUGCACGGGCCCGUGACCGACUACGGGAGAGAACGGAACAGGAGAAGCUGAGAAUCCGCCAGCAGAUCAUCUCCCAGCUGCUGAGGGAAGAGGAAAAACUGCACACCCUGGCCACCUCUAGCUCCCUGUGCACCAGCUCCAAUGGAAGCCUCUCCUCUGGUGUCACCUCUGGCUACAACAGCAGCCCAGCCUUGUCAGGCCAGCUCCUGUCCCCAGGCAGUGUGGGGGACACAAACUUGCCUGAUUCUGGAGACUCUUGGAUGGGGGACAUGCGAGGUCGAUCUGCAGUGAGGAACAGUCACCCGAAUCUGGCCGGGUCUGCCUGGAAGAGCGUAGCCUACAGUCGCAGAGCCUCUUUGGGCAGUUGCUGCUGUUCUUCAUCCAGUGUGUCCAGCCUGGGGACCUCCUUCUCCUCCUCCUACCAGGAUCUGGCCAAGCACAUCGUGGACAUCUCUAUGGCUGACGUGAUGGCGGCUUGCUCGGACGAUCUGUACAACCUCUUCAGUGGCCAGGCAGCCGCCGGCUGGAGCUAUCAGGGUGAGGAACAGGAGGUGCAGCUCUACUACAAGGCGUUCUCCUCUACUCGGCAUGGCUUCCUGGGGGCUGGUGUGGUGUCGCAGCCGCUGUCUCAUGUGUGGGCAGCCGUGAGCGACCCCACCCUGUGGCCCCUGUACCACAAGCCCAUCCAGACAGCGAGGCUGCAUCAGCGGGUAACCAACAGCAUCAACUUGGUGUACUUGGUGUGCAACCCUGCCCUCUGUGCACUGAAGCAGCCGCGGGAUUUCUGUUGUGUCUGCGUGGAAGCCAGAGAGGGCCACCUUUCUAUCAUGGCAGCGCAGUCUGUAUAUGACACAUCUAUGCCGAGACCCAGCAGAGGCAUGGUCCGAGGGGAGAUCCUGCCCAGUGCCUGGAUCCUGCAGCCCCUCAUCAUGGAAGGAAAGGAGAUCACCAGAGUCAUCUACUUGGCCCAGAUAGAACUUGGUGCUCCAGGUUUAUCCCCUCACCUCUUACGUUCCUUCACCAAACAGCAGCCACUGGUUAUAGCCAGACUGGCUUCCUUCCUUGGCAGUUAGCAUCUCACCAUCAAGAUACUGCUGAGAUUCAGGCCCAGGAUGCUCCAGGGACGCUGGGGCAGCUCUUGUUACUCUCUGUACCCUGAUGCAAGAGGAGGCAAGGCCACUCGCUGUGGCCAACUGAGCAGACGGCACUCAGCCCCGAGUUGCCAGCGAAGCCCAGUCAGCCCUUGGUCAUAGCUGGCACCUCGGCAGACCAAGGGGAGCUGAGCUCCUGGCCUUCCAGAGCAAAUGAAGUUCAACUCAUCUUGGAUUUU
Messenger RNA from Phyllostomus discolor (pale spear-nosed bat), 14162 nucleotides. RefSeq names its product StAR related lipid transfer domain containing 9 (gene STARD9). Gene Ontology annotation, molecular function: microtubule binding; ATP binding; lipid binding. Gene Ontology annotation, biological process: spindle assembly; microtubule-based movement. Bases 79 to 13905 code for a protein of 4608 amino acids. The transcript is spliced from 33 exons. NCBI's taxonomy places the organism in Eukaryota, Metazoa, Chordata, Mammalia, Chiroptera, Phyllostomidae. The record is from RefSeq and is a predicted model, not a curated record. Gene Ontology annotation, cellular component: cytoplasm; centriole; nucleus.